This is a messenger RNA of Bactrocera tryoni, 1712 nucleotides long. RefSeq names its product sodium channel protein Nach (gene ppk25). Lineage: Eukaryota; Metazoa; Arthropoda; Insecta; Diptera; Tephritidae. The coding region runs from base 17 to 1402 and encodes 461 amino acids. Gene Ontology annotation, biological process: sodium ion transmembrane transport. Gene Ontology annotation, molecular function: ligand-gated sodium channel activity. The transcript has 6 exons. Gene Ontology annotation, cellular component: membrane. The record is from RefSeq and is a predicted model, not a curated record.
UCGUGAAUUAAAUAAUAUGAAUUGUGCCACCUUUGUCAAAAGGAAUGUCACCGAAACUGGCAUACACGGUUUGCCCUACUUGAUGCGUAAAGAUUUGCAUUGGACGGAGCGACUAUUUUGGUUGGGCAUCAUCAUAGCUGCGACUUAUUAUUCCAUUUUUCUGUCUUUGGAACAAUGGAAGCAUUUUCAAGAAAACCCUCUUGUGUUUGCCGCCGAACUGACCUGGGAUAAGAAGAACUUCCUCUAUCCCGGCAUAACAAUGUGCAGCGAUUUUCGCAAUGCGUUGAUGGCUGAAGAAAUAAUUAUGGAAUUGUGGCAGCUAACGCCCAAUGACACCCGUUACGACUACUACUCAAACUUUUUGCAAGUCUUAAAUGUCCUACAAUACGAUACCUUGGAGACGCUGUUGCCAUACAAAAAUGACUCCACGCUGUGGGGCAUAGACUAUAUCGAUAUUUUAACCAAAUUGCAGACACCAGACAAGUCAGAGGUUCAGAUCUCCGAAAAGAAGAGCAUCAUAUUCGCACCAGCGAUUACAGAGGUUGGUCUGUGUCGUACAACAUCACAGUUAAAUAAGUACACCAACCCCAGUGGAGAAAUAAAAUCCCUUGAGGUUAGCCCCGUGCAAUACUGCCUCUUCAUGAGCAUUUGUUUUACCAAGCUGUUUCCAGAAUAUUCAGAUGAGGCGGAAGUAUUUGUGUAUCUGCAUAACCCCUUAGACGUCGUAGCGCCCAACGACAUAACCAAUGUCUAUCAAACUGCACCGCAAGGUCGAGUUUUAACUGUUGAUCUGGAGAUCACUGCAUUCAGCGCUGAAGCUCAGGUGCGCCGAAUACCGAUAGAAUAUCGCAAAUGUCGCUACCCAGACGAAAGUAAUCUCAAGUAUUUCGAGACCUACUCAACAGCUUUGUGUUGCAUGGAACACCGCAUUCACCGGGCCAUGAAACUAUGUAACUGCAAGCCACAUUUCUAUGCGGUCGCAGCCGAACUCCCCACUUGCACUAUCGAUCAGCUUUUGUGUUUGCAACGGCACAAUUGGACGCAGACAAAUUGCACCUUCUGCUUACAGCUCUGUGAGUACAUGUUCUAUGUGCAGCUACAGCAGAGUAUUGAGCAGCCUAUGCAUGGGCUGCAGUUGGAGGGUGUAAUGGGUCAAAAAUUUGAACGCACCGUCAACAUACAGCUCAACUUGCCGUAUCGAGGUAUACGGCGACGCGUGGUCUUCAGCUUCGAUGAGGUGGUCGUCUCGUUUGGUGGUGCGUUUGGUCUGUUUUUAGGCGCCAGCUUUAUCAGCACUUAUACGAUAAUAAAGAUUUUCGGCGAUUUCCUGGUGCUAAAUUGUUUGCAAUUUUGUCGACAACAACUACGUCGCAGAAGAAGAUUUCGCGUUCGUGUGAUUUAAAGCACUGUACGACGAACGUGAAAUGCUUCGAGAACAGUCUCUGUAGCUUGAAAUGUAAUUAUAUAAGGCAAUUGAAUUUGUAUUGCUGGCGCAAUCAACUGAACUAUCGAUUUUCUCUGACACAUUUCCUUUCUCUUUUCGCCAAGAAAAUUGCUGACACCUAACGAAGGCACGCCGCUAUGCAAUAGCGGUACAAUUUAUGAAGGUAAAAUGCUAUAAAUGAAAUUCACCACAGGGUGAAAUCCGUAGAAAGUACAUAUCUGCUCAGCUCACAAAUGCUUAUAUUUUGCUUGCAAUCCAUAAAUGUAUG